Messenger RNA from Aethina tumida (small hive beetle), 1648 nucleotides. RefSeq lists its product as uncharacterized. NCBI's taxonomy places the organism in Eukaryota, Metazoa, Arthropoda, Insecta, Coleoptera, Nitidulidae. Bases 2 to 1648 code for a protein of 548 amino acids. Gene Ontology annotation, molecular function: long-chain fatty acid-CoA ligase activity. The record is from RefSeq and is a predicted model, not a curated record. The transcript is spliced from 4 exons. Gene Ontology annotation, biological process: fatty-acyl-CoA biosynthetic process; long-chain fatty acid metabolic process.
AAUGAAUCCAAAUAUUAUAGCAACAAAAGAUCUCAACGUUCCAGAUGAUAUACCUGGAAUUGGACACUUAUAUUUUGAACGCAUGAAACAACAUGCUAAGGAAAAUAAAGUAUUUCAAAUCGACGCCGAUACAGGUGAAAAAAAUACAUAUGCCUCAAUGCUUGAGAGGGCUAUAAGGACAGCAAAGUAUCUUCAAGAAAUUGGAGUUAAAGAAGGAGAUAUAGUGGCUAUGUAUGGCCCACCCCACGAAAAUAGUUGCAUUCCGUUUAUUUCGAGCUUUUUUAUCGGAGCAAUUCCGACCAGUCCCAGUCCAGGUUUAACCGAAGAAGAAACUAAGCAACUGGUCCAAUUAUUAGACAAUCCCAAAGUGUUCUUCACAAUUCCGGAUUGUGUUGAGCUCAUCGAAAAGAUCAUAAAAGACCUUGGCUUGGAGGCAAAGAUUAUUGUUUUCGGAGACUGUGAGAAUUACCCAAACUACUUUAAAAUUAUUGAGACUGAAGGGAACGACGAUGAUUUUAAACCAGUUGAAAUCGAUGAUUUGAAGAAAAUGGCUGUCUUGUAUUAUAGUAGUGGUAGCUCUGGUUUGCCAAAGGCAGUUUCAAUUAACCACUAUGCAAUGAUUGUGCAACUACAACCUAAACCUUUGGAAAAUCCUAAUACAGAAUAUAUGUUAACUUGUGCAAAAAGAAUUGGUAAUAAUUUUACUGUUAUGGCACCUGGUAAUUUCAAUUGGAUUAGUGCUGGAGUAAUUCUAUCCUCAACAAUAAAUCACGGAUGCACCAGAAUAUUAUACAAGGAAUUAAUUUUAGAAAAGUUAUGGGAUAUAAUUGAACAAUUUAAAGUUAAUUUCUUACUUUUGUCUUCUAAUAAUACAUUUUCUCUUUGCAAAUUACCUCCACCUAAGAGUGAUCUCAUACAUUUGACCACUUUAUUAUUAGCUGGAUCCCAUGUUAGUGGUGAAUCUAUUGAAACUUUAAGAAAGUAUUUGCCAAAUUGUCUGGUUUAUCAAGGGUAUUCACAAACGGAAUUCUGCGGAUCAAACACACACUACGACCCUUACGAUAAAGUCCACAUGAAAUAUAUAUUGGAGAAACCUCUUUCUGUAGGUCUCCCUGGGCCUGGUAUAACUUAUAAAAUAGUUGACCCCGACACAAACGAGAUAUUAGGGCCAAAUCAAAAGGGUGAAUUACGUUGCAAGGGACAAACCAUGUUUAAUGGUUAUUACAGGGUGGAUUCCAAAGAACAUUUUGAUGAAGAUGGCUUUUAUAAGACGGGUGAUCUGGCUUAUUAUGACGAAGAUAAGUGCUUUUACAUAGUGGAUAGGAUUAAAGAAAACUUUAAAUACAAAGGUUACCAUAUAUGCCCUACUGAACUAGAAGAUAUAAUUCGUCAACAUCCAGCAGUUAAAGAAGUGGCUGUUAUAGCCAUCUACCAUGAUCUAGAUCAGAACCACCCAGUCGCCAUUGUGGUUCCAAAUGAAAGUGUGAAUGUUACUGCGGAGGAAAUUCGUGAAUUCUAUGACUCCAGGGUUGGGGACACCAAAAAAUUAAGGGGAGGUGUGAGACUGGUUAAUUCUUUACCUAUGACUGUUACAGGCAAAGUAAGGAAACAAGAACUCAGAAGAUUGGUUCAAGAAAAUUUGAUUUAA